AUGUCUUCCUUUUCAUUCCCCCGUCCGACGAUUAAGCAAGAGCAUCUUGAAGAGUUAUACUCCUCGUUCGGUGUCGAUUGCGGAGCAUACCUCAGUUUCUUCGAGUCUUGCGGGCUUUCUUUCCCAUUUCCGAGGCAAGUGCUAGAGAUUCUUGCCGAGCUUGAGAUCUCUCUCACGCAGCUAUGCCCGAAUCUUCUCAGCCAUCUCCUAGCGAUCCUCGUCAGAGCCAGGGAGGAGAAACUCUUGUUUGAGCUCGAGGAGUUGCAUAGUCUAUAUCUCAUAAAGCGUAACCAGAGAAAUCCUGGGACUUUCUUGGCGUCUCCUCGUCCUGGCCUCCUCGUGAUUGGGACUCCUGGGCGAAAUCCUGGGCGAGAGCAAUUCUUUGUCUUCAAAGUUGACUCGUCCACAGUAGGAGACUUUGAUUUUUCCCUGCUCCCUCGUCGCUGGGCCAAGAAUAUCACUCAUCCGAAGGUUUCUCCGAUGUCGGAUCAACUCCGAGGAAUUUCUCCUGCGAUCUCGGGGUCGAUCGGGUUGCUCGAGGAAGCUCACUCUUCUGAUCAUGAAGAGCCUACUUCUGCGGAGGAGGUCAUUGCUCCUCCUAACACGAGCCGUUCUGAGAGGUGCUCGUUACGGAGAUCGUUCAGGAUCUUGGCGUCUGCUUCGAAGAAACCGCCGGUGGAUCCUACCCCGUUGUCUUUGAGUUCUGAUUCGAAGGAGGAUAUACCGGCUCGCGAGCUCGGGUCUGUCAAAGCUUCGCGAAGUGUUUCUCCGAAACCGUCGCGACCUUCUUCCAAGACGUCGAAAAGACGGAGAGUAGGGAGGAGCGACCAUUCCCCUAUACGCGAGAGCAGUGCUGGUCCUAAACACUUGGGUGAAGGGACUAGCUCUCAAAACUUCGGGGCGACGUUCUUUUCUUCCUUGGAGGAGGAAAACGCUUAUAAUAAGGUCGCCAAGGCGAAUGCCAAGGUCAUGGAAGCUUGUAACGACCUUGUCCUGAAGAUGGCGGAGCGCACGGGGGCAGAUGUGGAAAUUGAUCGGAUCUCUCUUGACUUCAAGAGGAUCUCUGCUGAACUUGAGGCUGCUAAGCGGGAGAACAAGGAGGAGGUUGAGAAGAUCAACUCCAUGAUGACGGAGUGGGUGAAGGUUUGCGAUGAGAAGUCAGUUCUAGAAAUUGAAGUCGCUGCUCAACAAGCUAAGAUUGCUAGGCUCGAAGCUGAGAAGGAUCGACACGUUCAUCGCGCUUCCAACUCCGCGCGUCGUGAGAUGUCGCAGCAGUACGCGGUCAUUUUGAAGUCUUUGGAAGACAAGUGGUCCGACAAGAAAAAGAGAUGGCGGCUAGGAUUCAGCUUCAGGAGGUGGUCGCGAACAUCGACCUUCUGA
Molecule: messenger RNA, 1380 nt
Organism: Raphanus sativus (radish)
Lineage: Eukaryota; Viridiplantae; Streptophyta; Magnoliopsida; Brassicales; Brassicaceae
Exons: 4
Coding region: 1-1380 (459 amino acids)
Source: RefSeq, a predicted model, not a curated record